Molecule: messenger RNA, 1399 nt
Organism: Xenopus laevis (African clawed frog)
Lineage: Eukaryota; Metazoa; Chordata; Amphibia; Anura; Pipidae
Gene: aqp10.L
Product: aquaporin 10 L homeolog
Exons: 7
Coding region: 193-1185 (330 amino acids)
Source: RefSeq, a predicted model, not a curated record
AACCCCAAAGGCUACGAAUAGAUAUAGAUCACUGAGAUUUUGAUCACAGCAAAUUUCUUUAAAGGAAGAACAAUGAACAAAAUUGGAUACAGAAUGAACGUCCAAUAGACUUUGAGUAGAUCUGUGGACAGCAGAGAGACACCUUGAUGGAACCAGCUUGGCCAAAUCUUUGACAAGAACAUCAUGUAAGGAAUGCCUAGACUUUAUAUAAGGAGCAGGUAUCUGCACCCAAACUCUUUCUUCUGCAUCUGGCGCCUGUCUGGGAUGGCAUGGUGGCGCACUCGGCAGGAUCUGCGGAAAUGGCUGAGGCUGAGGAACCCCCUGGCUCGGGAAUGUCUGGCUGAAUUCCUUGGGGUGUUUGUGCUGAUUUUAAUCACUGUGGCAGCAACUGCUCAAGGGGUCACCAGCAAUGAGACUAAGGGCAACUUCUUCUGCAUGUACCUGGCAGGGGCUAUUGCGGUGGUUCUGGCCAUACACGUAUCUGGGGGAGUGUCAGGAGGUCACCUGAACCCUGCCUACUCCCUCAGUAUGUGCCUCCUGGGGCGCUUCCCAUGGUGGAAACUUCCUCUCUACACCCUCAUCCAGCUGGUGGGCUCAUUCGCUGGGGCGGCAGCUGCCUUUGCCUUGUAUUAUGAUGCCAUCCAAGACUACACUAAAGGAAACCUGACCAUCUUUGGACCUAGAGAGACAGCGUCCAUCUUUUGCUCUUACCCAGCCCCAUACCUGAGCAUUGCCAACGGCUUCCUUGACCAGGUGAUGGGAACGGCAAUGCUGUUAGUCGGUAUCUUGGCUAUUGUGGACUCCAAGAAUAAACCGGUUCCUCAAGGCCUGGAACCUAUUGUAGUAGGAAUGCUUGUCUUCUCUAUUGGGCUGUCAAUGGGAGCAAACUGUAGUUACCCCAUAAAUCCUACGCGGGACCUAGGGCCGAGGCUCUUCUCUGCUGUGGCAGGUUGGGGUCUAGAUGUCUUCAGAGCUGGUAACAAUUGGUGGUGGGUUCCUGUUGUGGCACCAUGUGUUGGUGCUGUUUUGGGUGCAAUUCUCUACCAAAUCUUUGUGGAAAUACAUCACCCACUGGCUAAAGAUGAAGAGGAGUCCCCCAAAGAGAAAGAAGCCCAGCGGGGAGACAUGAAGGAGGCACAAGUGUUUUCCAUCAGCCUGGAUAAUCCCCUCUCCCACCGUCUGUGAAUGGGGGUUAGUGCACAGGGUGAACAUGCUGACUAUGUACAUACUCUAACUCUGUACUCAUUGUAUGAGAUGGAGGCAGAUCUGAAAUGCCCCUUGUUCCUCUUAAUUUAUUUCCCUACUUUGCACAACUCAACCCUUUUCCUAACUUGCACUAUAUGUCUUACAGCACAAGCCAUUGUAGACCCAAGUCAUCAAUAAAGUGUUUAUUGCCACA